Messenger RNA from Colletotrichum destructivum, 402 nucleotides. Its product is annotated as Putative P-loop containing nucleoside triphosphate hydrolase. The record is from RefSeq and is a predicted model, not a curated record. Bases 1 to 402 code for a protein of 133 amino acids. The transcript has a single exon. NCBI's taxonomy places the organism in Eukaryota, Fungi, Ascomycota, Sordariomycetes, Glomerellales, Glomerellaceae.
AUGGUUUGCACCACAGAUAAUCUGCGUUGGCCCAAGAGAGAGCCGGAUGAUGAGGCCCAGUCAGCUUCUUCCGAUGAUGAGUCAACUGCUGCCUCGCCUCCCUGGCACAUGGCAUUCUCGUACCGCCACAAGAUGGGGCAUGUGAAGGACCCUGAGACUUGGGAAAAGUUCACCCAGCAGGUCCUGCCAAUUCUGGAUGAACUCAAGCCGGACUGCGAGAGAAUUGCCGCGUCCCGAAAGCUGCAGCCCGCGGUAAGAAAAGCCGCAUCUCACUGGUUGCAACAGAUCCGCGACCUCCGUGGACGAGCCGAGCAUUCCAAACAGACUAUCGUUGGUAUUCUUGGGAACACUGGUGACGGCAAGAGCUCCAUCAUCAAUGCUCUACUGGAUGAAGAGAAGUAG